AUGAACACUUUUAUCAUCAAUAAAACAAUAGCCUUUGUUCCAAGGGGUGUAGUUUCACAAAUCUCAAAAAGAUUUUUUUACUCACUCCCAGAUGUUGAAUAUAAAAACUCUGGUUUAAAAAACUUUCUUUCAGCAGAAGCUUUAAACAGACACUUAAAAUUACACCAAAAUGAUGUCGAAAGAGCCAAUAAUUUAGUACAAAGAACUCCAUGGGAAAAUACUAGUAUUAAUCAAGCUAUCAGUCAAUCAUUCAACAGUGCUGAAGAUGCUCCAUUCUUUGAAGCCAUCUCAUCACAUUUCAAUCACUCAUUUUUCUGGCAAUCACUCACCAACAAAAAAAAUCUCCCAAGUAUUUAUAUGCAAAAAGCUAUCGAAUUAGAUUUUGGUUCAAUCAAUGCUUUCCAAAAAAAAUUCUCACAAACUGCCUCAUCAUUAAAUUCAGCAGGUUUUGUUUGGUUAGUCUUCCACGAUAAAACUUUAAGAAUUAUUUCAACUUUUGGUAAUGGUUCACCAUUAGAAUUACAAAACUGUUAUCCACUCUUAUGUCUCGAUGUUUAUGAACAUGCUUACAUGCACGAUUAUGGUACCGAUAAAAAUAAAUAUAUUGCCAACUUUUGGAAUAAAGUCGAUUGGGAAUUUGUAGAAAAUAAAUUUUUAAAUUCAUUAGUUACUGAUAGAGAAUAUAAAGCUAAAAUAGCAAAACUUGCUGAAGAUCAAAUGGAAGCUUACGUUGAAUCACAUCCAUCAAAAUACAUAGACAAAGAUGAAAUUUAA
Messenger RNA from Dictyostelium purpureum, 774 nucleotides. RefSeq lists its product as uncharacterized. NCBI's taxonomy places the organism in Eukaryota, Evosea, Eumycetozoa, Dictyosteliales, Dictyosteliaceae. The transcript has 4 exons. Gene Ontology annotation, biological process: superoxide metabolic process. The coding region runs from base 1 to 774 and encodes 257 amino acids. The record is from RefSeq and is a predicted model, not a curated record. Gene Ontology annotation, molecular function: metal ion binding; superoxide dismutase activity.